AUACGGCUCAAGUUUCUACACGGAAGCAUUGAGGUGGUGCACAUUCACUAGAGUCUGGGGUGUUUUGUUGUUUAUUUUUUGGUUUAUUUUUAAGAAGAAACGUUUAUUGCAAUGUAGUGUUUAUUUAACAGUUAAGGACACGUAGUAGUUUUCGAGUCCAGAACUGGUUCGGUAUUAUAGUUCGUGUUUCUUAAGUCGUGCUGAUAAAGAAAAUGAAUGACUGGAGUCCUCUGGCGAAGGUCUAUGACCCCCUAAAGGCUGGCAGUAUUGACGGCACUGAUGUGGAGCCCCAUGACCGAGCAAUAUGGAGGGCAAUGAAUGCCCAGUACCGGCCCAACAAAGGCGUAACAGGUGACCCUCAGCUUACUCUGUUUGUUGCACGACUGAACAAGCAGACUUCUGAAGAGGACCUCAGGAAUGUAUUCUCUAAAUUUGGAGAUAUCCGCAGACUGCGACUUGUCCGAGACAUUGUCACAGGUUUCUCUAAGGGAUACGCCUUUAUUGAGUACAAGGAGGAACGGUCUCUGAUGAAGGCAUGGCGGGAUGCUAACAAGAUAGUGGUAGACCAGCAUGAACUAUUUGUGGACUUUGAGCUAGAGUGCACUCUGCAGGGCUGGAUCCCCCGGCGCCUUGGAGGGGGUCUUGGAGGGAAGAAGGAGUCUGGGCAGCUGAGGUUCGGAGGCAGGGACAGACCAUUCAGGAGACCCAUUAACCUGACUGGGCCAGUGCCACAGGGCAGACCCGCUGAACGCAGGUGGGAUGGUGGCAGAGGGAGGGAGGACAGGCAAAGGGACAGAGUCGUGUCCCCUGGCCGGGAACGAGACUACGGCCGACGCCGUGAACGGAAAGAUGAAUGGGAACGGGGAGCUAGAGAUCAUCAUAAAGACAGGAGGGACUCCAGGCGAUACAGGGAAAAGAGUAGUGAGAGAGACUCAAACAGAGGAAAGGAGGAAAGAAGGUACUCAUACAGGGAUUCUGAAAGAAGAUAGCUUGGCCAAUAUUGACAUGGGGGUUUUUCUACAAAGCAGGAUUUCACACUAAAAUGGAGUAACUUUAAGCCCAAAGGUAAUAGCCCAAUAUAAAUAUAAUUUACCUCUAUGUAUCUCCCUAUUCAGCCCAGGGCAGUUUAGCCCCGCCCAUUCACAUUAAUGUUAUAAGGAGUGUUCCAGCCUGGAUUGCUUUUUAAAUGAGCCACAAUACAGAUCGGCCAGUCAUAAGAGAGACGUGUCUCCAAGGUGACGAAACUAGCCUGAUCAAUUUUGAGGGAUGAAGGGAGGCUAUAACAGGGUCAUGUUAAAAAUUAAUCAGGUCUGUUUUUGGUACAGAAAACCACACAAAUGUCUUAAGUGGAUCUCUAGGGAAAAAGUUUAAUAAAGCGCUCUUGAUCAUUUUGGAUAUGAACAUACUUCAUUCACCUUUGGUGUGAAAAGGUUUAAAUACAAUGUCAGACCACCCUUCAUUUACUUAAUUUGAUGUCAAAAUGUCAAUUUAGCACACGUUAAUAAUUUUUCAGCAUCAGGAAAAAAGCAGAAGACAUUUAAUAAAAAAUUACAAACAUCUACGAUUACUUUUUUGCAUUUACUGUAUCCUUCCUUUGCCUGUAUUACACUUUCCUUCUUUUUGGUCACCUGCUUUGUUAAAAAAAAUAAAAAAUAAAAAAUCACACCUUGAAAGCUCAA
Pygocentrus nattereri (red-bellied piranha) is the source of this 1679-nucleotide messenger RNA. RefSeq names its product small nuclear ribonucleoprotein 35 (U11/U12) (gene snrnp35). The record is from RefSeq and is a predicted model, not a curated record. Lineage: Eukaryota; Metazoa; Chordata; Actinopteri; Characiformes; Serrasalmidae. Gene Ontology annotation, cellular component: precatalytic spliceosome; U12-type spliceosomal complex. The coding region runs from base 213 to 989 and encodes 258 amino acids. Gene Ontology annotation, biological process: mRNA splicing, via spliceosome. Gene Ontology annotation, molecular function: snRNA binding; mRNA binding. The transcript is spliced from 2 exons.